Peniophora sp. CBMAI 1063 is the source of this 804-nucleotide messenger RNA. Lineage: Eukaryota; Fungi; Basidiomycota; Agaricomycetes; Russulales; Peniophoraceae. The record is from the annotation of a GenBank genome assembly.
AUGCUCACGGCUGCGAUUUCGGCUGAUAUGCACUCUUUACAUCAUCAAAGUUCUGGUCCUCGUCCCGUCCAAAGCAACCUGCUGAUCGAUGGAUUCAUCGCAUAUACUUUUCGACCUCCCUCUGCGGAGCUCUACCUGUCGCGCUUGCUGUCUGGUGUUGCACCCGAUAGGUUGGACCCUAUCUUCAACCAACGCUCUGUACUUGUUCCCCGCACAUGCCUAUACCGCGACUUUCAUGACUCGCACGAUAGCCAAGACCUUGUUCUGCUGGACUAUCUUCCUGAUCCUAAGAUGGGCACUGUCGUACCACAGAGACUUCCGACUCCUGGAGCGCAUCAAAGGCUACAUACCCCCGUCUUUUUUACGCAGCCGAGGUCGCAGACGGAUACACACCCGGACACGCGAUCAAGCGACUCUGCCGGUAUUGCCCUCCUAGAUGCGUUGAACCUGGAUGGGUCACUCGUCUUCAAGCAGCUCGGUGCAAUCGAUGCCGACAAUGUCAUCCUGAUGCUCAAUUGGCCGGGGUACCCAGAUUAUGCCCGUAAGCAGAUGCUUUGGGAUCCAAAGAGCGGAAGAAAGACGGAUAGGCGUCUGCUUCAACAAGUUGCCUUCUUCAUAGCUUCGUUCUUGGAGAGCCCUCCCGCAAAGCCUGGGGGAAAUGAUACCGUCGACAUCGUUCAAUGGACCGUUGGUCCAGCUUGGAAGGAGCUCGUGACAAUUGUCGGCCUGAUACACGUCUCUUCGACGCCAAAUGUCUGGAUGCCGAUUAUCCGGACGGGCGGCGGUUUUUUCCGUAUAUAUUAG